Eurytemora carolleeae is the source of this 2672-nucleotide messenger RNA. Its product is annotated as CUGBP Elav-like family member 5. NCBI's taxonomy places the organism in Eukaryota, Metazoa, Arthropoda, Copepoda, Calanoida, Temoridae. Gene Ontology annotation, cellular component: cytoplasm; ribonucleoprotein complex; nucleus. The transcript has 12 exons. The record is from RefSeq and is a predicted model, not a curated record. Gene Ontology annotation, biological process: regulation of alternative mRNA splicing, via spliceosome; mRNA splice site recognition. Gene Ontology annotation, molecular function: mRNA binding. Bases 118 to 954 code for a protein of 278 amino acids.
ACGGUUAAUCUAAUGUUUCCAGGUUGUACAGAGGGAUUGGCUGCAGCCUGUGAUAGGUUCCACUAAACUGUACAGUUAAUGCUGAUUAAUUCUCAGGUUUAAAUAUUCUGCCCGACGAUGCUAGGAAAAGAUUCUGCUGAGGACCCACAACAGGUUCAGUAUCAUCCCUUCCCCGGAAUAGAUGAAUCAAUCUUUAGACAGGAUAAUAAUAAUAAAGGUGGAUGUCAGGUGUACAAGCUCACUAGCCCUGAUGUACAGACUACCUUAGGCCUACUUCAGUCACAUCAAACAAUGCCGACGGUAUCUCCCAGCCUGGUGCUAAAAGUGGCAGAAUCAGAAAAGGAACGCCAGCUGCGUAGAAUGCAACAAGUUGGAAACCUCGGCAGCAUUGCUGGAAACUUUGGUAUCAUCAAUCCUCUCGUAUUCAAUCAGUUCGGAUACGGAACAUACGCACAGCCCUACGGUCAUCUGAACACAUCCCUCAUCAGCCAGCAAGCUUUGAUGGCAGGGUCAACUCAGCCAACCUACCUUUCACCUGUAUCAGGACUACCUGCUCUUAGCCAUCUUACUUCAGCCAUUGUCUCUCCAACUGCAGGUUUGGCCACCGCGGAUAAUAAUCAAGCUAUUCAAGCCGCAGCAUACCCUACUAUCCCCUUCCCUGGAGUAGGAUGUUCCAUAAGUGGACCUGAGGGGUGUAACCUAUUUAUCUACCACCUCCCUCAAGAGUUUGGUGACGCAGAGUUAAUGCAAAUGUUUCUACCCUUCGGUAACGUCAUCAGCUCUAAAGUGUUUAUUGACCGAGCUACAAACCAAAGUAAAUGUUUUGGUUUCGUCAGCUUUGAUAAUCCUACAAGCGCUCAGGCGGCCAUUGGAGCUAUGAACGGAUUCCAGAUCGGUAUGAAGAGACUCAAGGUUCAGCUCAAGAGACCUAAGGAUGCCAGUAAACCUUACUAGAUAGAUAGAUAUGACAGCUAGCUGCUAGCUGCUUUUGUUAGCCACCGGUCUUAAAUCAAAUUUAAGUCUGGGAACUAAGAGUUGCUCAAGUGUUAUAACAGACCAACAUAUAGAAACAUCACCUAGUGGAACUAGAGGAAUAUAUUUAUAUAAGUUUUAUAAGUCGUCUUCCCCCCACCCAGGAUCUUUCUCCUCUCGUUGUCCUUGGCUCCCUUUGAACCUACAUCUUAUCCCCUCUCCCUCUUUCUUAUAUGCCAAACUUAUAUCAAAACUCAUGUUAAUUAAUCUUGUUAAACCGUAUAAUUGUCGAAAAAUGAUUAUUUAUGAAAAAAAUGAAAACUUGGAAAAUCAGAAAAAAAAACAGUUUAAUACCUUAAUAAUAAUUAAGAUAGUUAGUUAUUGAUAUUAAUUUUAAAACAAUUCUAGUCCAAUUAAGACAACAAAUUAGGUAUAAUUUAAUACUAAGAAUUUUUCGUUAUACUUUUCUGGCGCCAAAAUUACUUUACUUAUAUGAAUCUAACUUUUGUGCAAAAAAUUGCAAAAAUUUAAAGUUUACGCUGCUUUAAAGCUGCUAGUUUCCAAAUAUGCCAAUCGUGUGCUAAAUUUUACAUUUUAAAUGCUUCUGCUCUGAUAGAACGAUGUUCCAAAAAACUAGUUUUUGGUGAGAAACAUAUCAUUUUUGAGUGACAAAAAAAAAACUUUUCUAUGAUAUUCUUUAUCAUAAAUUUUAGAAUUUCAAAAUGAUUUAACACUUUUUUUCAUAAUGUAAAUAAUGCAUUUUAUAUAACAAUUUUAAAUUUUCACUUCGCUUUAUAAUGAACGAGUAUACGCUCCGUUGGAAAGGCGUACGCCCAAUUUUAGAAACACUGAAUUUUCACUUUUAUUUGCACAUACUGUAGUGCAAUAUUUUAAUAUGAUUGCACGUUUAGCUGCAGAAUAUAGUUGCCAAAUUAGUAUUAUUAAGUAUGUAUCUCAUGUAGUCAUGUUUAUAUAAUUAUAUAUGUUGUACACCAAGGAAAGAAUAUUAUGUACAUCAACAAAAGCAUUCGUACAGAUACAGUACAUAACCCAUGCUGUGUACUGUAAGUACUCAUUUAGAAUCAAGUUUUUAAAAGUUUCCUUGGCAAAGAACUGUACUUAACAUAAAUCCACCUGUAUGCUGUCCAGUUUAGACCAAAUCAAGAAAAUUUCAAAUCUUAGGAUCGAUCAUGUGAUAAUUAAAAGUCUUGUUUUUUUGGACAAAAUGUCAUUUUUAUUGAACACUAAAAACAAACCAAAGUUUUUUUUAAAAAUUAAAAAUGUUUUCAAAGAUCCUGCUGCAUCUUCACAAUGGGGACAGAAGACCCAAAGGUCUCCAACAGUGAAAUUAUAGUUUUGGUAUUUCAUUCUCCUCUUUUUGAGAACUUGCAUUCUUAUCUAGUCACAAACUUUCAUACUAGUCACCAAAUAUAGUUAUACAAUUUAAAUGAUAAAAAAGACGCCAUUUUGAAUUUCCGAGCUAGUUAGUUCAGAAAACAGUAAUUCUUCUUUUUGAAUUUAGUGAUGAACAUCAUGAAAUGAAAACCUUCAAUGGAAAACAGAAAACUUUGAAGAGCCGAACAUUGAACAACUGUUUCUGCAGGUUUCUCGACUGUUCAGAAGAAAGGGACUGUAAAUGUAAUUUCAAGUGACCCUCCAUGCAUGAGAUGGCAUUACCGAUUUACAACGGUACCCUUGAA